Messenger RNA from Cucumis sativus (cucumber), 982 nucleotides. Its product is annotated as 60S ribosomal protein L6-1. Gene Ontology annotation, cellular component: cytosolic large ribosomal subunit; ribosome. Gene Ontology annotation, biological process: cytoplasmic translation; ribosomal large subunit assembly. The coding region runs from base 109 to 804 and encodes 231 amino acids. Lineage: Eukaryota; Viridiplantae; Streptophyta; Magnoliopsida; Cucurbitales; Cucurbitaceae. The transcript is spliced from 4 exons. The record is from RefSeq and is a predicted model, not a curated record. Gene Ontology annotation, molecular function: structural constituent of ribosome; RNA binding.
AAAAAUUCUAAUAUAUAAAUAACAUUCUUUGUGAAUUAGGGUUUCUGGCAACCCUCCUCUUUCUCUCGUUGCGAAGAAGAAGUGUACAGCAGCACCAGAGCAACGUCAAUGGCGCCCAAAACCCCGCGAGUUACCAGAAACCCGGAUCUCAUCCGAGGAGUCGGCAAGUACUCGAGGUCUAAGAUGUAUCACAAGCGUGGUCUUUGGGCCAUCAAGGCUAAAAAUGGCGGCGUGUUCCCUCGUCACGACGCACAGCCGAAAGCUGCUGCCCCAGCCGAGAAACCGCCAAAGUUUUACCCUGCCGAUGAUGUGAAGAAGCCCCUUGUUAACAAGCGCAAGGCCAAGCUCACGAAGCUUAGAGCUAGCAUUACUCCUGGUACUGUGUUGAUUAUUCUUGCUGGGAGGUUCAAGGGGAAGAGAGUUGUGUUUUUGAAACAGCUGCCAUCUGGGUUGCUUCUGGUUACUGGGCCUUUUAAGAUUAAUGGUGUUCCUCUGAGACGGGUGAAUCAAUCGUACGUGAUUGCAACCUCCACCAAAGUUGACAUCUCUGGAGUGAACUCCGAAAAGUUUGACGACAAGUACUUUUCCAAGGAAGCCCAGAAGAAGAAGAAAAAGGGUGAAGGGGAAUUUUUCGAGGCAGAGAAAGAGGAGAAAAGUGCUCUCCCAGCUGAGAAGAAGGAUGACCAGAAAGCUGUGGAUACACCAUUGAUAAAGUCUAUUGAGGCGGUUCCGGAGUUGAAGGCAUACUUGGGAGCAAGAUUUUCUCUUAAGGCUGGAAUGAAACCUCAUGAGCUUGUCUUUUAGAUAAGGGAUUUGUUUUUUUUCUUCUUCUUAUUAUCGUUUCUUUUUUACAAAAGUUAUCACUUUGUUUUUAUGUUCAUCUGAACUUGGUAUGACUUGUAGUAAUUGCCUAGCCCCAAAUUUUGAUUUUAAAUAGAGAUUCCAUGGCUCAUAAUUUCUGUUUUCGGGUUCCAAAAUUUCA